Molecule: messenger RNA, 3064 nt
Organism: Liolophura sinensis
Lineage: Eukaryota; Metazoa; Mollusca; Polyplacophora; Chitonida; Chitonidae
Product: repetitive organellar protein-like
Exons: 16
Coding region: 91-1830 (579 amino acids)
Cellular component (GO): cytoplasm
Source: RefSeq, a predicted model, not a curated record
CAACAAAUAUGGCGCCCAGUGGUUGAAUUUUCGAUGCCCGCUUACUAAGUAAAUUAGAAUAAUGGAAAUUUAGGCUCAAGACAAGUUUUUAUGAAAGAAUCGCCGACCAUGUCCAUAGCCGUGGCUCACAGGGAGAGCGUUGACAUGUUCACCUUCCCAGCAGAGCUGAAGCGGGUGCCAGGGGUGGAGUUUGGGAGGAAGACCAGGGAGGACACCUGGGCUGAGAACGUCAGGCCAAGGUCAACUCCUUCAUCUGCCGUGAAGCCUCGUGUUAGCAGCAGUAAAAUGAGACGCCCCAAAACAGCCCAUCCCAACAUGUACCGUACAGAGUGUGAUCGAUUGUAUCAGGUUGAGCAUGAGCCCACCCGCAAACAACGAAUGGAAAACCACCUCCCUCUGAAACGUAAUAAACCGCCCCCCUGGCAGAAAAACCUUGAUGGCCCAAUGACCCCCUGUGUUGUCACCCCAACGUAUGUACUGUCCAGGAACAAAGCCAAGUAUAACAUGACCAUAAAGACAGAGGAGUUCUUUGACGGCCACACAGAAGGGGAAAAACAAAGGCCCAGGUUUUAUGAUCCAGAAAAGGAUGCUUUGAUUGGUGAACUGCAACAGCAAAUCAAUGACCUUUCCCUGUACCUGGAGGAAGAGAGAAUGAAUCACAGACAAACCAGAUUUAAGGCAAACCAAGCCCUGAAGGAUAAAGCUGAAGAACUGGAGAAAAAACACCAGGAAGAAAUGGAGAAGCUUGAAGAGGAACAUGAGAAAGAGUUGCAAGAGCAGCAUGCUCAGCACGUGAAGGAGUUUGGGAAGUACAAAAUGGCUGCUGAGGGUCAAAUCAAUCGAAUGAAGAAUGAGACAGAAUUUUUACAAGGUGCCUUUGACUCGUAUAAAGGCACACUGAACCAGGAAAUGGACCAGAGAUGGAAGAGGAAGGAGGAGGAAUUCAGAUUAGAACAUGAGGAAAUCAAACAAGAAGCUCUACAUGACCUCAAAACCAAGUUAAUUACCGAAAGAAAUAACGAAAGAAUUACAAUGCAGAAAGAUCACCAAAAACAUGUGGAAAGCGUACGGAAGGAAUACAAAAAGGAGCUGAACGCAUUACAGAAGAGGUUUUCUAAUGCUGCAGCAGACCUGGAGAGACUGAAAAACGUACAGACAGAGCUGGAGGAGCUGAAGAUAGAGCAUGAGUCUUUGCAAACCCUGUACAGAGAGACAGCCAUGAAGCUGAAGCAAACCUCCACAGAACUCAUGGACACGAAAGUGCGUCUGCUGACAUUUGAGGAGCAGUUUGAUGAAAAGGUGGCUCAAGUGGAUGAUAAGUAUAAACAGAUGAUGCAUGACCUAAUGAGCAGAAACACUGAGCUAAGACGAUUGUAUGUGAAGAAGUGUGGCCAGUUAUUUGAUGAGAAAGCUCUGACAGAGCAGAAGAGGUUAGAAGGUCUUCAGACAGCGAAAGACACGAUGCAGACUCUGACAGAAAUUCGCCACCGGUCAAAGAUAAGUCUUGUAGGGGGUCUCCCACAGGCUCCAGAAACGAUAGCUGCAGCAAGUUCUCAGGAAAAACCUACAUUGAGCAGGGAACAACAACAACAUCACCAGCAUCGUCAUCGCCAGACGAGGCCUUGCAGUGCGCCGAUGACACGCCAGGAGACGAAGUCAGCAGAAAGGAACGCUGGGACUUUGGAAGAAAUCCAACCUGGUGAAGAGCCUCCCAUAAGGCCGCAGUCAUCUAUCCCACCCUCCCGUCCCGAUGUGGAGGAAAUGCGACGACAGCUGUACGAACUUAAAAACAUGCCGUUAUCGGAUAAAUUGUUUGAAGCUUUACAAUGACAGGGCUAGCAGUGUGAAGUAUUGCCAUGACGAGUACAUCUGUACUUGAUGUCAUCUUUCUGGUUGUGUCUGUGCCAGGUUCGAUGUGGGGAGUGUAUGAAAAUCUUGUCCGACAUUUCAUAAUAGGCAAACAGUGACAGAAACAGCACCCUCAAGAAUAUGGCCGCAUUCUACGUGACACCAGUGGAAAAUUUCGUACAGAAAUCUUAAACAACCGUAACCCCGAAGUCAUUGGGGUGACGUUUAUUGGUCAGCACGAGGACACUAUAGCAAUGGCAAGUCUAAACAACCCCAUGUGUGUGUCACAGUGGUGAUAGAAGUAUGACUGGUUUGGCCAACUGUUUAACAGUUACUUAAUUUUUCUACAGAACUCAGCUCUCUCAAAAUUGUACUGAAGAUUUUCGCUGUGUAUCAGAAUUUUUGUGAGUAGUUAUGCAAUAAUUCCUUUAAUUUGUCCAACAAUGGUAGUAUAGAUGUUUGCAACUUCUUACCAAUCCGUCAUUGCGUCAAUAAUAUCGUUUAUACUCAGAGUAGUUUUCACCUGUUAACUUUUAGAUUCACUACAGCAGAACUACAUGUUUGUUAGGUGGAACUGCAGUUUUCAGACCCACUUCACCUAAUUGUUGGUAUAAUAGUAAAAAGCAGUGAGUAGGGUCGCUGUCCACAUUUUUGGUGAUGUCACUUGUUUAGGUGUAGCCUGAGCACAUACGAUGUAGAUUCUGUCAAAUCAUCGCUGCGGUGAAGCCAGCUCUCAAACUGAUUUAUUUAUUUGUUUAUUUGAUUGGUGUUUUAUGCCACACUCAAGAAUAUUUCACUUAUACAAUGGCGGCCAGCAUUAUGGUGGGAGGAAACCCUGCAGAGCCCGGGGGAAACCCACGACCAUCUGCAGGUUGCUGAAAGACCUUCCCACAUACGGCCGGAGAGGACCUCAAACUGACCUAUCCAGUUUGUGAUCUUUAUCUCCACGAUAAAGGGCUGUUUCAAAAAAUAAAUGUUUUUUUAUUUAUUUGAAUUCUGAGUGUUCUAUAGAAUGGGGUGGUUAAAUUUUAGAGCAUGGACCAGCAUGAAAAAAUGCUCGUCUUAUACUACCUGACAAGGGGAGAAUACUCUGCAUUUCUGUCAUGUUUUUAACAGUGAAUAAUCAUUUAAAACUUUCUGGAUUCAGAUAAGAACCAAACUUUAACGGAUUGAUCCUUAGCGCAGAAUUUCAUCCAAGUCCAUGCAUAACUUUUCC